AUGAACGCUGUCGUUCCUGAUUCGGCAAAGACACAGUCUGCCAAAUCGAAUUUAUAUACUACAUUGGCGAAAACACAUUUAGGUGAAGUUGCUGCUAUAAUCGUAUCCACCUUAAUAUCGUAUGGUAGAUUAACCGCUAAAGAUCUUAGUAAUAAAUCAGAGGUUCCUCUCAAACUAGUCAAAUCCACAUUAGUCUCAUUAAUUCAACUAAGUUGCAUUUCGUACUGGAAAGAAGAAUCUUCAAAGCAAGUUUUCUACAGUUUUAAUGAAAAUGGAUUGUUGAUAUUCUUGCACAGUGGGGACAUCAUUAACCAUAUUAAACUCACAUACGGAGAUGAAUCAGCAGGAAUUAUACAAAAUAUUAUAGAAGUAGGGCAUAUGAAGAUUGAAGAUUAUUUACAAAAUAUCGAAGACCCAGAAGUUGUCUUCAACAAAGAAAACUUGCUCUUAAAGUUAUUUAGCGAUGGUUGGUUAAGCAGAGUGCAGAUGUCAAAUUUUCAACCUAUAGAUGAUUUGUGGAAUCAGCUAUAUCAGGAGACUUUGAAAAACACACCAAGAUCGACAACUAUAAGUGAAAUCAAGAGAGUUAAUGAAGCAAAAGACAAAACAAAGCUCAAGUUUACUAAUUUGUUAGAAUCGGGUAACAGUGCCAAAGAAUUGUUUCAAAUUGAAAACGGUAUUAAAAAAUUGGCUCCCAGCUUGGUUAUUGCGUUCAAUUUGUCAAGGUUCGAAAAACACCGCAGAACAGAACAAUUAACUAACUUAGCCAAGGCUAGAAUUGGUAUAUUGACUUCCAAAGUAUACGAGUGUGCUCUACAACUAAUUGAGCAGCAUUCUCCGGACUUAAGACAUAGCUUUUUGAAAAUAUCUGGAUUGAUAAACGAUCCAGUAGAAGAACAGGCAUUUGUGAACUCUAUUGAAAACCAAUUGGUUGAUGAUAAGAAAAUAGUAUUUAAUGUGAAAGACUUAGUGAAGAUCGCUCCUAAGGAUUUGGACUUGAGGAAUUCAAUUCUAACUCAUAACUUUUUAAAGCCAACAUUCAAUCCGAAAAAGAGAGUCAACGAUGACAUACCUGACACAAACCCCAAGAAAAUUAAGACAGAAGAUGGAAUGAAUAAUUUAAUGAUAGAUCUCGACCCUGAUGUACUGGAGAAUAACCUCGAUUUUGAUAUGCAUAAUACCGAUAAUUCUGAACCUCAUUCGGUUUCCCUCAUCAAUCAUCAUUUGAAAUUAUUGUCAUCCGGAGUAAUCCCUUUCUUGAUUGAAAUCACCCCAGGCACAUAUACCGUGCCGUAUACUGAUUUAAUGAAAUAUGUAAAACAAUGCAACUACGAUACGUUAAUUAAAACAACCUUAGGUUUAGAUUCCUUCAGACUUCUAAGAUGUCUUAAGUCGUUAAAAUUAGCUGAUGAGAAAACUUUGGCUAAUACGAUUCUAUUGAAAGAGAAAACAGUUAGAAAUGAACUUUUUAAAUUAAUGAAUCUCAAUAUGAUUGAGAUACAAGAGGUACCAAGAAGUGCUGAUAGGGCUGCUUCUAAGACAUUCUAUCUCUUCAGGCACAAGGAAUUCAGCGCAUAUAAUUUCUUAUACAAUUCUUUAACUUUCUGUAUGGCAGACAUAUUACUGAACAUACAACAAUUUAAGAAUGACAAUAAAAUAUUAUUAGAGAAAUGUGAGCGUGAAGACGUCAAAGGUAAUGAGGAGGAGUUGUUAUUGGAGUCUGAAUUAAAGACAUUGAAAAAUCUCCAACUUAGAGAAAUUAACAAUAUUGGUAAAUUUAAUAGAAUCAAAACUCUCUAUGAAAUUUUUGACAAUUUUUAA
Messenger RNA from Debaryomyces hansenii CBS767, 1821 nucleotides. RefSeq names its product DNA-directed RNA polymerase III subunit. Gene Ontology annotation, molecular function: single-stranded DNA binding. The record is from RefSeq and is a predicted model, not a curated record. Gene Ontology annotation, biological process: DNA-templated transcription. NCBI's taxonomy places the organism in Eukaryota, Fungi, Ascomycota, Pichiomycetes, Serinales, Debaryomycetaceae. The transcript has a single exon. The coding region runs from base 1 to 1821 and encodes 606 amino acids. Gene Ontology annotation, cellular component: RNA polymerase III complex.